Messenger RNA from Clarias gariepinus (North African catfish), 882 nucleotides. Its product is annotated as cytochrome c iso-1/iso-2. Gene Ontology annotation, biological process: mitochondrial electron transport, cytochrome c to oxygen; mitochondrial electron transport, ubiquinol to cytochrome c. The record is from RefSeq and is a predicted model, not a curated record. NCBI's taxonomy places the organism in Eukaryota, Metazoa, Chordata, Actinopteri, Siluriformes, Clariidae. Gene Ontology annotation, cellular component: mitochondrial intermembrane space. The transcript is spliced from 3 exons. Gene Ontology annotation, molecular function: heme binding; electron transfer activity. Bases 153 to 467 code for a protein of 104 amino acids.
ACGUGAGGCACGUAAGCGUUUGUCCGUGCGUCGUGUCGUCAUUUUUACGAGUCUGUAAAAUCUAGUGACCUUCCUCAGCACUCGUGCAGUACAGUGUCCGGAAGAUAAGAAGCCGCUUCGAGGCAACAAUCUCUACUGUUUAAAAGACCACUAUGGGUGACAUUGAAAAGGGAAAGAAGGUCUUUGUGCAGAAGUGUGCCCAGUGCCACACUGUCGAGAAGGAUGGCAAGCACAAGGUCGGACCCAAUCUCUGGGGUCUCUUUGGACGCAUGACGGGCCAGGCACCAGGCUUUUCCUACACAGAUGCCAACAAGAGCAAAGGCAUUGUUUGGAAAGAGGAUACUCUGAUGGAGUACUUGGAGAACCCCAAGAAAUACAUUCCUGGCACGAAAAUGAUCUUUGCCGGCAUCAAGAAGAAGGGCGAGCGCGCAGACCUUAUCGCAUAUUUGAAGUCUGCCACAUCGUAACACUGCUCUAUCUAUAGAGGGCCGUGAAGAUAUUUAAAUUAAACAUCUGUAAUGUCUUGGGGGUUUUGGGGUCUUUUAACAGUACCUAGUUGAACAAUUUAUCACAUCACUAAACAUCCUGGACUGUUGAAUUCUGGACAUAGAGCCAUGGCAGGCUGCUGAUGCCUCACUGUCUCAGCAGUGCAGCUUUCCCAUGUCUUUCCGUCCUGCUGAACGCUGGGUAAUUUAAUGGUAAUGUCUGAAUGUGGAUUGAGUUACAUUGUGACUGCAAAUGUUGAUGUGCUUAGCGGUUGCCGUGGCAACUUGUGUACCAGAUCAUUGAAUAAAAAAAAUAGUAAAAAAAAGUUUUGUUUUAUGCAUGUUUCUGUAGAGAACGUGUACAAUAAAAACUAUCCUACAUAUCUAUAAAUCCUCA